Austrofundulus limnaeus is the source of this 1188-nucleotide messenger RNA. RefSeq names its product coagulation factor V. Gene Ontology annotation, cellular component: plasma membrane. Lineage: Eukaryota; Metazoa; Chordata; Actinopteri; Cyprinodontiformes; Rivulidae. Gene Ontology annotation, molecular function: signaling receptor activity; copper ion binding. The record is from RefSeq and is a predicted model, not a curated record.
GAUCCUGGGAGCCUCACCUUGCCAGGCUGAACAAUCAGGGUAAAUACAACGCAUGGAGCACUGAGAGGAACUCCAGUUGGGUUCAGGUGGACUUCCAGCGGCCAGUUGUGGUCAGCCAGGUGGCCAUACAAGGUGCUAAACAGUUCCUUCAGUCCCAGUAUGUGAAAGACUUUUCCAUUUCAUACAGCAACGACCGCCGCAAAUGGAUACACUAUAAAGGUGACAGCAGAGACAUCUCGAAGGUGUUUCCUGGGAACAAGGCAGCCUAUGAGACAAAGAUAAAUACCUUCUUUCCUCCRGUGAUUGGACGGUUUAUUAGGCUCCACCCCAUUACCUGGUACAAUGCUGCCACGGUCCGAAUGGAGUUCUAUGGUUGUGAGCUUGAUGGCUGCUCGUUACCUCUUGGGAUGGAAAGUGGACUGAUCAAAGACCAUCACAUAACAGCCAGCUCCACAGCUUCCAGCUGGAUGUCACCCUGGAAACCUUCACUUGCUCGUCUAAACAAACAGGGAGCCAUCAAUGCAUGGAAGGCUAAAGAUAGUGACACAAAUCAAUGGCUUCAGGUGGAGCUGUCCCGCAUCAAGAAGAUCACAGGUAUUAUAACACAGGGAGCCAAGUCGUUUGGGAAGGAGAUGUACGUCAUGAGUUACAAUCUAAAGUACAGUGACAAUGGAAUAAACUGGACCUUUUACUCAGAUGACGAUGAUAAGGCUGUGAAGGUCUUUUCCGGAAACACAAAUAACAGCGACUAUGUGAAGAACUACAUCUAUCCUCCCAUUUUCUCUCGUUUCAUUCGAAUUAUCCCGCAAGAGUGGAUGAACUCUAUCACCAUGAGAGUAGAGCUAUUGGGCUGUGACUUUGAGUGAUGAAUAUAAUUAUUUUUUUAUUAAAAAAACAAAACAACAAAUCAGCACCACUAUGCACAUAAAUAUUUAAAGUCUUAUUUGAGCCUUCUGUUUAACCCUUAGGGUAUCAAAUGUGUACAUUCAUAUAUCAGUCAGUGUAAAAACUAACUUCAUCAAACUUGGCUUGGAUUUGUUUUUGUUGUUUUUUUUUUUUGUAUAAUUAUUCAUGACCCCCUCUAUUGAGGGAGCCAUGGACGGAGGACCUAAUACAGGGCUAUUCAACUGGUGGCCCGCAGGCCACAUCUGGCCCACGAGUGACCAAAAUGCAGCCCGCCCAUUGGUU